UAAGAAGACAAUUAAAUCGCCGAAGUCUAAACAUAAAAUCGCCGUAGUCCAAAUAGUUGAGCGGCCUCAAAUCGCUUGGCGGCUAACGUCACCACCUCCAUUUCUCUCUCUCCACCGUACUUCGCCAUAGCUUACCUCUCUCUCUCUCUCUUCCAUCUUAUUCUCUCUCUCUACUGUGGGUUUAAGCUCAGUGAGUCUUUGUCUAUGGUGGUUGUUGGUCUCGUUUAAAGAUGAACUCUAAUCCAUCCAAUAAUCCCCAAACAACGACUCCCUCAGAUGGCUCAGCCAAGAAGGUCAGAAAGCCCUAUACCAUAACCAAGUCCAGAGAAAGCUGGACCGAAGAAGAACACGACAAGUUCCUCGAGGCUCUUCAACUGUUUGAUCGUGACUGGAAAAAAAUCGAAGAUUUUGUGGGUUCCAAGACAGUCAUUCAGAUUAGGAGUCAUGCCCAGAAAUAUUUUCAGAAAGUGCAAAAGAAUGGGACACUCGCUCAUGUUCCUCCACCACGCCCGAAGCGCAAAGCUGCACACCCUUACCCUCAAAAGGCAUCCAAAAAUGUUUUGGUUCCCCUUCAAGCUUCCUUAGGUUAUCCUUCAAUGAAUGCUAUGGUACCUACUUAUUCACCAUGGGAUGAAGCUUCUUUGUUGAUAAGCCCCGCAUCAAGUAAAAUAACAUCCCAGGAAGAAUUUGGUAAUCUUCAGGCAACUGAAGCUGAUAUUGCAUCAAAGGGGGUUGCAAGGAAUAGUAACAACAAUAUUUGUGGCAUUGCAAGCUCAAGUAGAUCAUUACCAGGUUCUGAGAUACCAAAGCAUGGGAAACAAGGUUCUGUGCUCCAUGGUCCAGAUUUUGCUGAAGUUUAUAGCUUUAUCGGGAGUGUUUUUGAUCCGGACACUAACGGCCAUGUGCAGAAACUCAAGGAGAUGGAUCCCAUUAAUUUCGAGACUGUUUUAAUGUUAAUGAGAAACCUCACCUUCAACUUGUGUAAUCCAGAUUUUGAGCCUAUUAGAAAGGUCAUGUCUUCGUACGACGUCAAUGCAAAAUCGAUGGGGAUUGCUAAGCAGAACUAUGAUCUGCCAGUUUGAACUACCUAGGUGUUUACAACUUGCUGACUAGUAGGAUCAUGGCUCAAAAAUGUAAAUGGUUCAAGCACAGCAGGCCAUAUAUGAAACCUUUAGUUUAGAGAUGAAUGCAACCACAACCAGGGGAAAGCAUUAAAAAUGAUGCUAAAUGGAAGUGACAACACCCAAGAUUAGUUUUGGUGAGUUUUGUAAUCAUCUUAGUGUCUGGUGGCCAAAACAAAAAGGGAUAAUGGAAUCUUAAUGUUAUUCUGUUAAUUAGGCUUUCUUUAACCAGAAAAGUAUGUAUAUCGUGUAAUAUUAAUUUUGCCUAGAAAAAAAGCCCUUAUUUUUGUCAAUUUUGCAGGGCUUGUACCCCCUAAAGCCAUGUAAUUACAAGCAUUUAAAUAAUAAUCUUUUAUCCUUAUAAAA
Humulus lupulus (European hop) is the source of this 1487-nucleotide messenger RNA. Its product is annotated as protein REVEILLE 8-like. The transcript has 9 exons. Bases 231 to 1082 code for a protein of 283 amino acids. The record is from RefSeq and is a predicted model, not a curated record. Gene Ontology annotation, molecular function: DNA binding. Lineage: Eukaryota; Viridiplantae; Streptophyta; Magnoliopsida; Rosales; Cannabaceae.